AAAUACUUUCUCAUUUUAAGGAAAGUGGGAAUUUUUUUUUAUUUUGGCCAUAGAUUGGGAAUAUAGUCUUAAAAUGACGAGCGGACAAUCUCGUACGAAGAAACUACAAGUCUAAUGAUACCUACCAGUCCCAAAGUCCAAUAACAUAACAUCAAUUUAUAAAAAGGCAAAACCUCAAGACUACGUUUUCUUGCUCAAUCAAUAUCAUCAAUGGCGUCAAAUGGAGCUCCCGCGAGAACGGACGACACUGAAGCUAGCCUUGAGAAGAUCAAACGGCAAUUAACUGCUAGUUCAGGUCGAACUUUGUUACAAGGUCCUCUUCUGAAGCGAUCUGAAACUCUGAGGAAAUGGAACGAGAGAUGGGUGAUUCUAGAUCCUAGUACGGGGAAAAUGGAAUACAAGAUGAAGAGAAAUGAUCCAAAUGUCAAAGGGACCAUUGUAUUUGACGCAAGUAGCACAAUUGCCUUGUCUCCAGUGAAUUUUCACGGAUCACCAAAGUAUGAAGGGUGCUGCAUCUAUAUUGGAACCCCGCACAAGAAAGAUUUUUUCCUUUGUGCAGAAACUCCCGGCGCUGCAAAAGCAUGGGUUUCAACUUUAAAUGCGACCCAGUUGGUCCUAAAGGCUCAUAAAGAGGCUGUGAAUUCGUUAAGUGGAAGUGGUUCUGCCCAACUUGGCACAGUGGCUACUGUAGUAGCUGCUGCAAACUCAACUGCACAGGAAGCCUUAAAAGAAGUUGAGGCUGCAAUGAAGAUUACCUUAAAAAAUGCAUUGGGAUCAAUGUCAAGCAAAUCUUCUGAUGGCCAAAUGGACGAUUCUACAAUCAUGAAGGAGACGUUACGCGUAAAAGACGAAGAGUUACAGAAUUUAGCACGUGAGCUCCGUGCUCGUGAUUCUACAAUAAAGGAAUUAGCUGAAAAACUAUCUGAAACUGCUCAAGCUGCAGAGGCUGCUGCAUCUGCAGCUCAUAGAAUGGAUGACCAAAGAAGAUUAGCUUAUGCUGAAAAGGAACAUCUCAAAGAGGGUUAUGAGAAACAGCUGGAGACUAUUAUGGUUAAGUUGAGAGUGUUCGAAGAGAAAACUAUCACUCUAAGCAGAGAAAUAGAUCAGCUGAUUAAGCAGCGGGACUCUGCUGUCCAAGAGGCACAUUUAUGGAGAAGUGAGCUCGGAAAGGCUAGAGAACAUAAUGUCAUACUAGAAGCAGCUGUUGUGAGGACUGAAGAGAAGGUGAAGAUGAUAGAGAAAGAUUCUGAAGCCAGAAUAAAAGAAGCUUCUCAGAAAGAAUCAGCAGCUUUGCAAGAGAAGGAAGAGCUACAGAAUUAUGUUAAUGCAUUACAAAUGCAGCUUCAGAGACAACAAAUUGAUACAAAGCAAAUUUUUGAGAAGUCGGAGUCUCAUUCUGACAUAGAAGACACUCGUCCGCUAACGAAGCAUGUGGAUUCGUCUGACGAGAAUGUUGAUAAAGCUUGUCUUAGCGUCUCCAAAGCUGUUCCUGUAACGGAAGAUGGUAGUGUUAACUUGUCAGAAGCAAACCCAAGUAAUGUGCACCCAGUUAGUGAUGGUCAAUGGAACGAUAUUCAAACAACAGAAUCGAGGAUAUCCGAGGUAAGGGAGGUUACACCUGAUUUAGAAGGAAGGAGUCUAGACAUUACUGUAGUCAGCUCACCAUUGAACGGACAACAAGAUCAAGGGGGCUCCUUUCCUUGAAAUCAAUUUAGUCUUUACUAGCAGUUGAAUUUAUGUCAAACAAGUUUGUGAUGUACAUGAAAGUAAUGACAGGAGCUUCUUCUAUUACAGGAACUUUGGAUUAUGGACUUAAAGUUUGUAAUUCUUGUAGAAAUGUUUAGUGCGGAAAAUCUUAGCCAGUCUUUCUGGGUUAGAGCAAGUAUUAUCUUGUUGAGUUA
Amaranthus tricolor (Joseph's coat) is the source of this 1901-nucleotide messenger RNA. RefSeq lists its product as uncharacterized. The transcript is spliced from 10 exons. Lineage: Eukaryota; Viridiplantae; Streptophyta; Magnoliopsida; Caryophyllales; Amaranthaceae. Gene Ontology annotation, cellular component: early endosome; trans-Golgi network; recycling endosome. Gene Ontology annotation, biological process: retrograde transport, endosome to Golgi; receptor recycling; endosome organization. Bases 211 to 1704 code for a protein of 497 amino acids. The record is from RefSeq and is a predicted model, not a curated record.